Haemonchus placei is the source of this 1173-nucleotide messenger RNA. The record is from the annotation of a GenBank genome assembly. NCBI's taxonomy places the organism in Eukaryota, Metazoa, Nematoda, Chromadorea, Rhabditida, Trichostrongylidae.
CUGUCUUGGAACCGUGCUCCUCAAAACUCAUUUUCUAGGUGCACAAUCAGCAGCAGCAGCAACCAGUGUCCUACUGGUUACACAUGCCAAUCAGAUGUGCCCGGUGCAUUCCAAGGAUACUGCUGCUCGGCCAGUCAUCUUUGUCCGAACAAAGCCGAAUUCUAUCUCGAGGAAAGCAGUCAGAUGCCACGUUCGUGCACCGUUGGAGCGUUCAUUACUUGUCCAAAUGGUUACAGCUGCCAGAGUACGCAGACCGAGUUCACUACCGGUUACUGCUGUAAAGGAGAAGUGGCAUCGGCUUCAGAUGGCUGUCCACCAAACGAGUUUGUCUACAUGAAGGAUGGUCAGAUCGCCGCCUGCGACCCAUUCAACCCACCAAAUGCCCCGUGUCCAAACGGUUACUCCUGCCAGUGGUCUAUCUCCAAUCAACGCUAUCAGUGUUGUGGCUCGACGCCAAUCACUACACCGAAGUCCAUCGCUGCUCUCGGCUGCCCGAAUAACCAAGUGGCCUAUCGAGAUGUGGCUACAAAUCAGCCACGAAUCUGUACGGCUGCCUCGCAGAAUUGCCCCACUGGCUACUUCUGCCAAUUUUCCACUGCCAACAACCAGUUCCAAUGCUGUGGAAUGUCUGGAGGCUGUCCGAAUGAUUCCGUGGCAUUCAUUGGAAUCACCGGUGAAGCACAAAGUUGUGCCAUCGGACAGAGCAGCUGUCCGAAAGGAUACUCGUGCCAACGCAGUCUUACUGGAGCUCAGCUAUGUUGCACAACCAAUGAACAAGUUUGCUCGGAGAAACAAGUCGCUGUCGAUGGUCAGUGCCUGAACCGUGUCUCCAUCGGCGAACCAUGCAGUAACCAAGUACAGUGCCCAACCAGUGCUAUCUGCCAGGCUGGCGUUUGUGCUUGCCCCGAAAACCAGAGCUAUGUGAAUGGUAUUUGUCAAUCCGCAUGUGGUGAGAAUGAAGUGGACGUGAAAGGUACAUGCCUACCGAAGGUCGAAAUCGGAGAAGCCUGUGAGGCUGAUGAACAGUGUCAAGGUGGCUCGACCUGUGACGGCAGUGUUUGUGCCUGCCCACCUGGAGAGGACAAAGUUGACGGUGUCUGUGUGAAGAAAGUGAAGUCUCGGAAACCCGCUACAUGUCCCAUAGCCGGACAGAUGCCUUACAUCGACAGGCAA